Messenger RNA from Ruditapes philippinarum (Manila clam), 3724 nucleotides. RefSeq lists its product as uncharacterized. Gene Ontology annotation, biological process: magnesium ion homeostasis. The record is from RefSeq and is a predicted model, not a curated record. NCBI's taxonomy places the organism in Eukaryota, Metazoa, Mollusca, Bivalvia, Venerida, Veneridae. Gene Ontology annotation, cellular component: intracellular membrane-bounded organelle.
AUAUUCACGAUAAAUCGUUUUGGAUAUAUCUAGCUAUUUACGUUGCUCUUGUGCUUGCAGCAGGGCUGAUGUCUGGUUUGACAAUGGGACUUCUUUCACUGGACAUGAUGACAUUGAAAGUACUUAAAGAUGGCGGAACACCUAGUGAGAAAAAACAUGCUCAAAGGAUUAUUCCAAUUGUUAAACGGCACCAUUUAUUGUUGGUUACCUUGUUGCUAGGCAAUGCAGCAGCUGUGGAAGCCAUGCCAAUAUUUCUGGACCGAAUAUCUGACCCAGUGACAGCCAUCCUGGUCUCUGUUACAGCAGUUCUAAUUUUUGGGGAAGUGAUACCACAGGCAAUUUGUACAAGAUUUGGUUUGGCCAUAGGAUCAUCUCUAGCACCAUUGGUAUAUUUAUUAAUGGGUCUAUUUUUCGUGAUUGCCUGGCCAUUGUCAAAGCUUCUAGACUGUAUGCUGGGUAAAGACCAUGAUACUUUCUACAGAAGAGCUCAACUCAAGGUAUUGGUUGACCUACACGGGGAUCCAGGUGAACAUUUAGCACACCCAGAGUCUCUGUCCAAAGAUGAAGUUAUGAUAAUUAAGGGGGCACUGGACAUGAAGAGUAAAACAGCAAAAGAUGCGAUGGUACCCAUUGAUUGUGUUUACAUGUUGGAUAUCAAUAGAAACCUUGAUAAUGAGACAAUGUCUGAGAUUCUUGAGCAGUCCCACUCUAGGAUACCUGUAUAUGAUGGUAGUCGAGACAAUAUUGUGGGUCUACUGCUGGUGAAAACACUUAUUAAAUUAGACCCAGAUGAUGCCACGCCCAUCAGGUCACUUGUAGAGAAUGGAAAUGCAAGACAAGUAUUACAUACUAGCAUGGAUAAACCAUUGUUUGAUCUUCUAAAUGAAUUCCAGGAAGGCAGAGGUCAUCUAGCUGUGGUGCAUCAGUAUAGAGGACAUGAAGUGUCAUCAGAGAGACAGUCUAGUGUCCUAGAUGAUGACCCCCACACACCAUUACUUCAAAAUAAUAGGCUAGAAGAUGAUGAUACUCUAUUGGAUAUAAGACCACAGACUGUGGGUAUAAUAACACUGGAAGAUGUGCUAGAAGAAUUAAUACAGGAAGAGAUCAUUGAUGAGACGGAUGUCUUUGUGGACAUUAAACGUCAGAUACAGGUGGCGCGUGCAAAGGCAGCUCGAGGUGACACAGUUCCUAAGCAGAGAACAACAAAGUUUAGACGGAGUGCCUCCCACCCCCCAGUGAGUAGACAGGCACAGGGUGUGGCACCUGUCCCGGACCUGGUCACCAUUAACAAGAGUACUGAUGAUCAAUUUGGGCUUCUUGUUGACACAGAUACGGACAACCUACUUCAACAUGAAGUGCUGACAUGAUUAUAACAUGGCCAUAUCGUUACCUAAGUGCAGUAAUGGGUUAAGUCCUUCUAAAUUUGAUAGGAGUUAACUAGUUAUUGCACUAAGGUGACGAAAUGUCUUAAAUCUGUACUGAAAUCCAGCCUACUGCACUAGAUUUUUGUAUCAAUAGAAUGUCUGUAGUAAGACCAUUAUAUUAACAUUGAAGCAUUGAGACAUCUUCGAACGUAGUGUGACUAAUUACACUAGUUUGUUAUUUUUGGACAUACUGCCACUGCUCAGGGUAUCAGCUUUACUUGUAUCCCUUGUGCUGGGGAUUAUUCAACACAUGUACAGUUAUUAUUGAAAAUUAAAAAAAAGUGUUAAAUUUAAAUGAAUUAUAUGCCUUUGAACAGAAAUUUUACAUUUAAAAGCAAUAUCAACAGUGAAUACAAAUUGGUGCAUAUGUAAUUUCACUGAUGUUUCGAAUAUAGGUAACUAGACUUGUGAAGCAAACUUUUGAGCAAUAUUUACUAGAGCUUUAGCUUUGUUGCUUAUUUUAAGACAUACUGAUCUCUGCUUAUCAACUUCUAUAUUCUGCUAUUGUUUCCUUUAUUUAAUCAAGAAACUAAAUGUUUUAUACAAUAAAAGUUUUUGUACAAGUUUGUUAUUUUACAGGACAGCGAUUUUAAAGUGUAUUUAGUUGAUAAUGAUAAAUAAUGUGAAAAAUUGUUAAAUUUAAGAUAGAAUGUAUAAUGAUAAUUUGUAAAAUUGAUAACUGAUGAAAUGCUUGAUAUAUAUAGACAAUCAUUAAAAACAGCAGUUACUUUUUAUAACCUUUAUGAAUCACAUUACAUGUUAUAACCAGUAGUAUAUAAAUAAUACAUAGGUUUGUGAGUAACAGUAAAAAUGUUAUCUUUUGAAAAUACUGUUACACGAGGCGUUAGCUGAUAUAUGAUAUAUAUAUAUAUGUAUAAAUCAUUUGGGUGGUACAAGUUACUCAGUAUGAAUCAUUAGGAUAUAUAUGUGGUAAAAGUUACCCAGUAUGAAUCAUUAGGAUAUAUAUGUAGUACAAGAUACCCGAUAUGAAUCAUUAGGAUAUAUGUAUGUGGUACAAGUUAACCUUUAUGAAUCAUAAGGGUAUAUAAGUUGUACAAGUUACCUUGUAUGAAUCAUUAGGAUAUAUAAGAGGUGUAGUUCCCUUGUAUAAAUCAUUAGGAUAUAUAAGUGGUACAAGUUACCCUGUAUGAAUCAUUAGGAUCUAAAAGUGAUAUAAGCUAACCCUGCAUGAAUCAUUACCAUAUGUAAGUGGCAAAAGUUCCCCGGUAUGAAUCAUUGGGUUAAAUAAGUGGUACAAAUUGCCCUGUAUGAAUCAUUAAUAAUUAUAAUUGUCAUUAAGGAUUAUUUUUUAUCUGGUCAUUCUAAUUUCAUCUCUUAUAAAAUGAGUUCAUAGUAACUGUCUUUGCAUCUUUAAGUGACAGCCAUAGAUCAACAGGUUUUUUAGUAAAUGAAGAAUUUAUCAUUCGAAAAAUUUGUUUGUCUCUCUCACAUACAAUAUUGAGUUCAGUCAAGUAAAAUCUUUAUUCAUUUUUGUUCAUCACGAUGAAAUUGAAUUGGCAACUACUGUAGAAAAAAUAUUUUCUUGAAAUUUGUAUUCUGAAACUGCCAUAUUGUUUAUAACAUAUUCACAUAAACCAAUACAAACAUGUAUAUUUAUAUUUGUCAGCUCUCAUGUUUACCAUUUAUUCUGUUAAGGGACUUAAUUAUUAGAAUAAAACAGCAAUAUGUUCAUUUGUAUUAUGUGACUUGCGCACAAAGUGUUUAUUUAUCUAUUUUCUUAUCUUAUUAUGUAAUUAAUUUAUUUUGACAUUUUCAAAUGUCUACAGUACAUAUUGAUGAUAAUGUAACAUUUAGAGUCAUUUAUAUUUUUGAUAUAUGUUUAUAUUCUUAGAAAAUUGUAUGCAUAUACAUUUUGUUCUUAAUGAGUAACUUAUCAAGAAAACCGAUUGAAAUGUGUUCUUUUAACAAAUUACUGCAAUGUUAUGAUACAUGUAUAUGGAGUUAUCCGUUUUGGAAUUGAACAUCAUUCUGUUGUAAAUUUGACUUUAUUUAAUAUUUAUUUAUACAUGUACUAAAAUUUAUCAUUAUUUUUGGUGCCAGGCAUACAUUCUAUGACAAGGUUUUUGGAAAAAUUAUCUUCAGUUUUUUUAUUUGUACAUUUCUUACUAAAUUAAAUUAUUAUAAUACACAUAUUAUGUACAAGUUUGUGCGAUCUUAGACAUUUUAUAGUCUGUUUUUGUAAACAGGUGCUUGUUGCUCCAUUUUCUGUAUUCUUUUUCUGAUUUCAUCUAUUAGACUGUGAUAUCUCAUAUUUAAAUUUAUGCUUGUUAAAUAUAUAU